AUGGCCGACCUCGACCUCGUAGAGAAAGGACCCGCGCCCGAUUUGGUCAGGAACAGUUUCGAUGCCUACCAGGGCAAGAUCGAACUCCCACGCGCCCCGACCGCUUGGGGUCGCUUCGUCGACAGCUUCAAGAGAAACCCUAAUGCUCGGAUGACGACACAAGCCAUCGAUGCCAACGGCAAUGUGCUCAAGGAUCAACCACCAGCCGAACCGGCUCUGUCAAUGGUCCUGAAAGGAAGACACCUUCAAAUGAUAGCCAUUGGCGGGUCGAUUGGAACAGGUCUCUUCGUCGGUUCAGGAUCUGCAUUGGCUACAGGUGGUCCUGCUUCAUUAAUCAUUGCCUAUGGACUGAUUGGAAUCAUGUUGUACUGUGUCGUCCAAGCGCUGGGUGAGCUUGCUGUGGCUUUCCCGGUAGCUGGUGCGUUCUCGGUGUAUGCAAGCCGAUUUGUUGACCCAGCAUGGGGUUUCGCCAUGGGAUGGAAUUAUGCUUUGCAAUGGAUCGUGACUCUUCCUCUGGAAAUUGUGGCAGCAUCACUUACCCUCGAAUUCUGGUCUGGCAGCCGAGACGUCAACAGCGCUGCUUGGGUCACGAUCUUCCUUGUUGCAAUCAUCAUCAUCAAUUUCUUCGGUGUUCGCGGAUACGGCGAGGUAGAAUUCGUCCUGUCCAUCAUCAAGGUUGUUGCCGUGAUCGGAUUUUGCCUUCUCGGCAUCAUCAUCAACACUGGAGGCGUUCCAGGAAGCGAUCGAGGUUACAUCGGGGCUCAAUACUGGCACAACCCGGGCGCGUUCAACGCGGGAUUCAAAGGCCUUUGCUCGGUUUUUGUCACCGCCGCAUUUUCGUUCUCAGGCACUGAACUCGUCGGUCUGGCAGCCGCUGAAACAGAGAACCCACGACGUACCCUGCCAAGUGCCGUCAAACAGGUGUUUUGGCGUAUCGCACUGUUCUACAUGGUCUCACUAACGAUUGUGAGCGUGCUGGUUCCGUACGACGACCCUCAGCUCUUGAAUGGCAGCAGCUCAUCUGAUGCAAACGCCUCCCCCUUCGUCAUCGCGGUUCGAAACGCUGGUAUUCAGGCUGUGCCUUCGAUCAUGAACGUUGUCAUUCUUCUUGCCGUGCUCUCCGUCGGCAAUUCGUCGGUCUACGGCUCGAGCAGAACGCUUGCCGCUCUUGCGGAUAUGGGCCAGGCUCCUAAGAUUCUCGGCUACAUUGAUCGCUCUGGAAGGCCACUGGUUGCCAUUAUCGUCUCCUCAGCUUUCGGUUUCCUCUGCUACAUUGUCGCCGCUGGUCCCGACACUAGUGCACAGGCAUUUAAUUGGAUGAUAGCUAUCAGCGGGCUGGCAGCUAUCUUUACCUGGGCAACUAUUUGUAUCUGCCACAUUCGCUUCCGCAAAGCCUGGCACCUCGCCGGCCACUCUGUUGACGACCUCGCAUUCAAGUCACAAGCUGGUGUAUACGGCUCCUGGAUUGGUCUGAUCAUGAACUGCUUGAUUCUCAUUGCACAAUUCUGGACUGGGUUUGCCCCUGUUGGAUACGCUGACAUGUCCGCAUCUGAGCGCGUCAAGGGAUUCUUUGAGGUCUACCUCGCAGCUCCCCUUGUGAUUGUCAUGUACAUUGGCUACAAGCUAGUGUACAGGACCAAAUUUCGAAGGACACGUGAGAUCGAUAUCACGAGUGGAAGAAGAGAGAUGAAUCUGGCUGAGAUCCUAGCCGAGGAGCGAAAGGUCCAAGCUGCUUGGCCAUGGUACAAGAAGGUUUGGAACACGGUCUGCUAA
Messenger RNA from Exophiala spinifera, 1773 nucleotides. RefSeq lists its product as uncharacterized. NCBI's taxonomy places the organism in Eukaryota, Fungi, Ascomycota, Eurotiomycetes, Chaetothyriales, Herpotrichiellaceae. Gene Ontology annotation, cellular component: membrane. The coding region runs from base 1 to 1773 and encodes 590 amino acids. Gene Ontology annotation, molecular function: amino acid transmembrane transporter activity. Gene Ontology annotation, biological process: amino acid transmembrane transport. The transcript is spliced from 4 exons. The record is from RefSeq and is a predicted model, not a curated record.